AUGGCUUCUUCACGUCCAACCCAUGAAAGAACGGUAUCAACAAACCUUGGAGGGGCACGUGGUUAUCGUCCCCUCGAAGGGAAGCUAGCCAUUGUAACAGGAGCUGCUAGGGGAAUUGGGUCGGCAAUAGCCCACAAUCUUGCUUCUAAAGGCGCAUCUAUAGUCUUGAACUAUACAUCCGACUCCUCAUCUGCCGCCAGUGCCCGGUUUUCCGAAACUCUUACCCAGGAACACGGCGUCCAAUGCUUCGUAAUUCAAGCUGAUAUGGGUACCCCAAAUGGCCCAGCACACAUCAUCACCAGUGCCAAGAACCACUUCUCACAUCCCAAGACCGGCCGUUUCCAAAUCGAUAUCCUAGUCAAUAACGCUGGCGUUUCGAAAAAUCUAAGCAUUGAAGAGUGCACUAUAAGUGAUUGGGAAUGGCAAUACAAGAUCAACGUUUUGGGCCCUCUGCUACUUAUCCAGGCAGCUCUGCCCUAUUUACCUCACGAUAGGAGUGGCCGAAUUGUGAAUUUAAGCUCGGUGUCUAGCUCCGAGGGCUUUGCGGGACAAUCCGUAUACGGGGGAACAAAAGCCGCUCUCGAAGCGAUGACGAGAACAUGGGCAAGAGAGUUGGCCGAGAGAGCAACAGUCAAUGCGAUUAAUCCAGGGCCGGUAAAGACGGAUAUGUGGUUUUCAACAACAGACGACUUCAAGAAGCGUCUGAAGCCCUGGAUUGAGAAAACGCCUGGGUCGGCGAUACGACCAGGUAUUGAUGAUCAAGAUCUCAUCAGUGGAGCUGAUAAAGCGGGCGGUAGACCGGCGUAUACACAGGAAAUUGCAGGCAUCGUGGGAAUGCUCUGCACGCAGGACAGUCGGUGGUGUACGGGACAGGUCGUUUGUGCUAAUGGGGGAAUGAGGAUGGCCAUCUGA
Molecule: messenger RNA, 912 nt
Organism: Lachnellula hyalina
Lineage: Eukaryota; Fungi; Ascomycota; Leotiomycetes; Helotiales; Lachnaceae
Gene: lxrA
Product: L-xylulose reductase
Exons: 2
Coding region: 1-912 (303 amino acids)
Molecular function (GO): oxidoreductase activity, acting on the CH-OH group of donors, NAD or NADP as acceptor
Source: RefSeq, a predicted model, not a curated record